UAUUUACCCAAUUCCACAAGGAAGCGGGCAAUAAUAAAUUUUAAUUUAAAUUGGAUCCGGUUUAGUGUGACAGUUGCGGUAAAAACGGCUUGGUUGAGGUGCUCGUUACUUGAACCGAACGAACGAAAGGUCACGUCUUGACCUUAAGUUAAUGCUUUAUCAAUGAUGAUAAUCUAAAGUUGCAACUGAUACUAGACUAAAUAAAUAAACAGAACACUUGGGUAAAGAACAGUCCUGGUCAUUAAACUACGCGAAAAAUGACGGUGGUACUACUACUAAUAGUACUUCCGCUGCUGGGUGGCGUCCACUCGUCUGGGAUUCUUUACCCAAGGGCUUCCGAAACGCGCGAUUUAAUUAGUUUGGACGGUUUGUGGAAUUUUGCAGUGACAAACACCACUGACCCAAUGAGGGGUCAUUUAGACAAUUGGUUCCGUGUCAAUUUCAACACAAUUGAUCUUGAUGUUCAAAAAAUGCCGGUACCUUCGAGUUACAACGACGUUGGUACUGACACCAGUCUUAGGGACCAUGUGGGGCCGGUUUGGUACCAGAGAAGUUUUUUUGUACCAAAGGGAUGGUCGGGACAAAAGGUUUGGAUUCGGUUUUCUUCAGUGUGUCGAGCGGCUGAAGUUUGGAUUAAUGACGAAUGGGUUGUGAGUCACGACAUUGGCCAUUUGCCGUUUCAAGCUGAAAUCUCCAAAAUUGUGAAUUUUGGGGCCGAAAAUACAAUCACAGUCACUGUUGAUAAUACGUUAACUGCGACCACAAUUCCACAGGGAAGUAUUUCAGAAUUGAUAAGUGGUCGAGUCAAGCAAAGUUACACGUUUGAUUUUUUUAAUUAUGCCGGAAUUGACCGUCCUGUGGUCCUCUACACCACUCCAGCGACUUACAUUGACGAUAUAACAGUCACUACAGACAUUGAUGGUACUAAUGGUUUCAUCAAUUAUUCGGUUGUGGUCGAAGGUUCGGAUAAAGUGACCACGAAAGUGUCCCUUCUUGACAAAACUGGCAAAGAAGUCGCCUCAGACACUGUCCUAACCGGCAUUUUAUUCGUCCAAAACGCCACGUUUUGGUGGCCUUAUUUAAUGGACCCAAACCCCGGUUAUUUGUACUCGCUUCAAGUCCAACUUUUGGACGCUUCCAGCAAUUUGGUCGAUAAAUACACACUUCCAGUGGGAAUUCGCGUCAUUUCGUGGAACUCUACAAGUGUGACAAUCAACAAAAAACCGAUCUAUUUGCGAGGUUUUGGCCGCCACGAAGAUUCCGAUCUUCGAGGAAAAGGUUUAGACUUGCCUUUAAUAAUCAGAGAUUACAACUUGAUAAAGUGGAUCGGUGCUAAUGCUUAUCGCACCUCGCAUUAUCCAUACGCUGAGGAAAUUAUGGACCUGGCCGACGAGUUCGGAAUUAUGAUUAUUGAUGAAAGUCCAGCCGUAAAUACGGAAAACUUCUCCAACGAGUUGUUGGAAAAUCACAAGAAAUCUCUAACUGAAUUGAUUCAAAGAGACAAAAACCGACCAAGUGUUAUCAUUUGGUCGGCAGCCAACGAACCCAGGACUCAAUACAAUGCCUCAGAAGCGUACUACAAGGAGGUGGUAGCCCAUAUUAAAAGUUUGGACACCACAAGACCUGUAACUGUGGUCAAUAACCAACUACCAGACUCGGAAUAUUCGGGCAAAUUUAUCGACAUUGCCUCGUGUAAUGUGUACUACGGUUGGUACUCCAACACUGGUGACAUUGACGUUGUCACCGCAAAAGUAAAAGAAGUUGCAACAAGGUGGAACAAACUCCACAAUAUUCCAGUCAUUAUGACGGAAUAUGGGGCCGAUACACAGGAAGGCCUACAUUUGUUACCGGCAUAUUCCUGGUCCGAGGAGUACCAAAACACUCUUCUGUCACAGUACUUCCAAGCGUUUGAUCAAAUGCGAGAGGAGGGUUUCUUCAUUGGCGAAAUGAUUUGGAACUUUGCUGAUUUCAAAACUGCUCAAACAUAUACCAGAGUUGGCGGUAACAAAAAAGGGAUUUUUACGCGAAAUCGCCAACCCAAAGCCAGUGCCCAUCUCUUAAGAAAAAGGUACUGGGCCUUGGCCCAAAAUUUGGACAAUGCUGAAGUUCCUGACGACCUUAAUGAGUACAUAAUUAAUACCAAAACUGUAGUCAAAGAUGAAUUGUGAUUGCCAAUAAAAAUUUUAUACCUC
Molecule: messenger RNA, 2192 nt
Organism: Tribolium castaneum (red flour beetle)
Lineage: Eukaryota; Metazoa; Arthropoda; Insecta; Coleoptera; Tenebrionidae
Product: beta-glucuronidase
Exons: 6
Coding region: 258-2168 (636 amino acids)
Biological process (GO): carbohydrate metabolic process; glucuronoside catabolic process
Molecular function (GO): beta-glucuronidase activity; carbohydrate binding
Source: RefSeq, a predicted model, not a curated record